Molecule: messenger RNA, 3598 nt
Organism: Grus americana (Whooping crane)
Lineage: Eukaryota; Metazoa; Chordata; Aves; Gruiformes; Gruidae
Gene: NCF4
Product: neutrophil cytosolic factor 4
Exons: 13
Coding region: 321-1373 (350 amino acids)
Biological process (GO): phagocytosis; superoxide anion generation; respiratory burst
Cellular component (GO): NADPH oxidase complex
Molecular function (GO): superoxide-generating NADPH oxidase activator activity; protein binding; phosphatidylinositol binding
Source: RefSeq, a predicted model, not a curated record
CAAAAACCACCAUUGCUCAUCAAGGAGAAGUUACUACUGUUCUGCUGUCCUGAAAGCGUAUAUUGAAGAAAGAGAGUCUUGUUACUUACCAUUGGAUCAACUGCCUUCUAAGGAUUUUAUAGCACUACCCACAGAAGAGCGCUGAAGUUUACAGGGCAGCCAUGGAUGAGAAUUUUUGUGCUUGACAACGGAAGAACGAACCAAAUAUGUAUUGAACAUGAAAAUGGAAGAGAGUCAAAGACUGAAACGUGGAGGCAAAGAAACUGCCCAAGGACUGGAGGAAUAGAGCUUAGCCAUCUGAAUUUAAGAAGUUGAAAACCAUGUCCCUUCCCCGACAGCUGCGAGAAAAGAGUGAUUUUGACCAGCUUCCAGAUGAUGUACCUGUUUCAGCUAACAUAGCAGAUAUUGAAGAGAAGAGAGGAUUUACUAAUUAUUAUAUGUUUGUAAUUGAAGUAAAGGUUAAAGGUGGUGGCAGAUACCUGAUUUUCCGACGCUAUCGUCAGUUCUAUGCCCUCCAUGCCAAACUAGAGGAGAGAUAUGGGGCAGAGAGCAAUAACGGCCCUUUUACCUGCACACUCCCCAUGUUGCCAGGAAAAGUUUAUGUUGGGGCCAAAAAGGAAAUUGCUGAGAACAGGAUUCCUAUCUUAAAUGUCUACAUGAAGAACCUACUCUGCCUACCCAUUUGGGUGUUGAUGGAUGAAGAGGUACGGCUGUUCUUCUACCACUCAACCUUUGAUAGUGAACAGGUUCCUCACAGACUGAGACGGCUUCGCCCACGGACACGCCGAGUUAAAAGCAUUUCACCUCAAGCACCUAUUCUUGACCGCAUGGCAACUCCACGGGCGGAGGCACUGUUUGAUUUUUCUGGAACCAAUAAACUGGAACUCAGCUUCAAGAAGGGAGACUUGAUCUACCUACUCAGCAGAGUAAACAAAGACUGGUUGGAGGGAACAGUUGACAAUGCCACUGGGAUUUUCCCAUGUGCUUUUGUGAAAAUCAUAAAAGAUUUACCACAGCAGGAAGAAACAGUUAAUAAAGUUCGCUGUUAUUACCAUGAUGAGAAUAUGAGCACUAUCAGGGAUAUCUCAGUGGAAGAGGAUCUGAGCAGCAUUCCAUCAUUCAAAGAUCUCAUGGAAUUGAUGAGGAAGGAGUUUGACCAAGAUGACAUUGUUUUGAAUUACCGGGACCUUGAUGGUGAUCUGAUCCGGUUGCUCUCCGAUCAGGAUAUUGAACUCAUGGUGUCUCAGAGCAGGACGAGGCCCUCUGAGAAGCAUUUCUUCCCUUGGAAGUUGCACAUCACUCACAAAGAUGACUUGGGUGUCUACAACACUAGUCCUGGCAUAGGUGCUACUCAAACAGUAAGAUCAACAUAAAUGCUAUAGAGAUGUUCCAGCAGGUACCUAUACAGUGAGCUUGAAGAGUGAGUUUUAGUAAUAUACUACCUUUCAAUGUAAUAUCUGUACUUAGUUUCUUCAUCUUUUUAGCAUUCCUCUGUAACAGAGACAUCUACAUAGAAACGAGAGAAAGUGAGGAACAGAGAAAUAAAAUCACUGGCCUUAUUCAUAAAGCAAGUCAGUGUUAGCCUGCAAUAGAGGUUUAUUGUCCUGAGCCCCAAGACCUGCUGUAAUCUCUAUUCUCACUCCCAGAGCUAAUUAUUUGUCCAGAAUGUCUUCAUAAGCUUGUUUUCUAGACUGCCAUAAUUUUCUCUUCACUUGUUGAUAUGAAGGUUUGUGUGCCAGUGCUUAUGAAUGUGUAAUUAUUUCUGUCAUGUGGGAGACUGACUGGGCAUUCAGAGUUUGUUCUGGAAGCAUCAGGAAAACCUUUUCAUAUUUCAAUGAAGAAAUUGCAGCCCACCUUUGCUGCAACUUUUUUUUUUCCACUGAGCAAUAUUUUGAAUUCUGUCAAUCAAACCUAGUACACCUGUGGUGUUCCUCAUAGACCUUUUUGUAAUUGUACAGACUACUUAUUUCUGCAUUCUGGGAAAUAUGUGUGAUGCCUAUUCAAAUAGCAAUUUCUUCUCUAUCUUCUGCUUUCUGACACCUCAUUGCAAAGUAGAACUAAAAAGAAAUUACUGUAUCAGAUUCUUCAACAAAUAAAGUUACCUGUGAGUUUAUUUUAUCAGUUUCUAUUAAAAAGGGUUUUUUUGGGGGGAAUGAAAUAAUUCUGUUCUAUUUUUUUGUUUGUUUUGGCUUGAAAGUGAGAUAAUUUUGAAGAAGAGUUCGAAUGUUACCUAUUCAGCUUUCCUGGAGCUCAUUAUUGGAAAAAAAAAAUCUUGCAGUAAUUUCUUUAAUGGUCAUGCCAUUAGGAUACUUUCUUAUUGAACAAAUUUACUGCUGCUUGGAAGAAUCACAAGUUAUGUAUGUUUUACAUAAAUUGUUUGAUACCUAAAAUACUGUAUUUUAAAACCACCAUGCAGUUAUGGUAUUAAAAAGAUACAACCAAGUAUAAAUAUAAUCAGUAAAAAAUAAGAAGUUAAAAGAGUUUUCAAACACCAUGGUUAGCUUCUGUUGCAUUAAGCUACAAUUCCUCAUUUUAAAAAAACUUUGUCCUUGACCUGCUGCUAAAAUUUGUACAGACAAAAGGGAAGAUUAACAAGUAUCUGAAGGUACUAAGAAACAGUUAACUAAUGAUGCAUGAAUAACUAACCUGCCCCUCCAAAAACUGGCAAAAUAAUGUUUUCUCUUUUUCUUAGAUGUUACCUGUAACGCUAACAGGUAACAAGAUCUUCAACAACAACCAAAGCAUUUAUGGUGACUUAUCCUUUAAACUUGUUUUUUUUCUUCUGCAUGUAUAUACAUAAACUUAUUUAUAUACAUAAGCUUUAAUAUUCUAUUACUGUAGAUCUGCAUUUAUGUAUAUAAGUGUAUUGGAAAUAAAGGAAAGAGUUUCUAUUUAAAGAUAAACAUAUAGUUUGCUAUAUUAGGAUCCAUAAAUCAUUUCUUACUUGACACUUAAUAAAGUGCAUAGUUCUAGCAGUAUACCAAUGCUGUGCAGACUUGUAUAAGAAAACGCACUCUCCAAAGAGUUGUAAGACGUGCUACAGGCCACCUCUGCUUUCCAGGUACAAAGGUUCCACCUGAAGAAUCCAUGCAUAUUAAAUUUCAGAUGUAGAAAACAUAUAUUCAGAAGAGACACAGAUUAUGUCUACCUUUUUUCCAAUGAUGGAAGGUUUUAGUUGAAGUUAGUUUACUAAAAUGUUACAAAACGUAACUGCCCACUUCAAAAGCAUUGUAGCAAUGUGGUUUAGGAAGGAGAUGAAGCAAUAUACAAUGAUAAUGUUAGUAAUCUCACACCUUGUAAUACAUAAGAGAAUGUAUUGUAAGUUCGAAACCUAAUUGGCAUGCAUAGCCUGCAAAGCUUCUGGUGUGCAGGAUUACUUGUUACCCGCUCCUGGAGUUCAACAGAGCAAAAAAACAUCUGAAGAUUUUCACUGACAGCUAGAUCCUGUGAUGUAACCAGCAACUCGGCAAAUCUGCUUGAAGAUGAAGAAGCUGCUUGAGUGAGGAAGGAAAGGGAGGUGAAAAAGUCUGCUGGGAAACAAGAAAUCUCUUUUCUAAGGGUGGGUGAAGAACAUACAUAAACUUACUGACCUCUGAAA